GGCGCCGGCUUCCACUGUGGCCUGUGAUAAACAACUCCUUUUUUGGAGAGUUGGCGCGCAAUCCCUUACCACCCUAUGAGAGAGAUCCACGUGGCAGCUUGGGAUUGCUAUGCAGGAGGCUUUAUUAGGCUGUGCUUGGGCGCUCGGCGGGGGUCACUAGAAGAUGAUACUUGAAUCAAGGCCUGAAUAAACUGCUGAAAGAAGAAUCCUGUGUCGUGUUUUCCCUUGCAGGUGAGGGGUCGUGACAAUUGGUGGCCAGGACGGGGAAUUAUAUUCCUCGAACCCAGGAUCCAGAACUUUCAGCAGUCAGGGUGGUGCACCGAUGUUUUUGAGAGAAGCUGCCGGGGCCGCGGCCGCAGUCUGGGCAUGAGGAUGGCGGUGGGCUCAGUCAAGAUACAGCCGCCGUGCGAGAACCUGGCCCUGGCCGCAGCGGUGGCGGCGGCGGACAGCGCUCUGCGCCGCAGUCCCAGCGCCCGCGAGCCGGAGCACGAGCAGCCGCCGGGGUCGCUGCGGCCGCGGCUGAAGGACCUGCCUGCACUGCUGCAGAGCAGGCUCACGCUGUGGAGAAAGCGGAGCCGCCGGGGGCCGGGACCGGACGGAGCCGGUGUGGGUUCCAGAACGCCUGACAAGAAGAGUCCCGACAAAUACAUCUGAGUUAAAUAUAACCACUUUGGCCAUUACUUCCCAGGUGCUUAUCCCGCUGUCUCCUUCUAAUAUGACCUCUAAUGCCACUCAUUUUAAGGCUUCUCCUUAUUGCACCCCUGAGUAUGGCUUCCCUCCUAUGUUUACACCUUGUCAAGAUCACUCUUGGGAGAAGCAUCAGGUCGCUAAAGGUUUCUCCCUUUCCCCCUCUCUUAAAAGAUACUUGUAUAAUUCUUCCAACAAUAAUUCCUCUAUAGGAGCGGGUUGGUCCUGGUUUCAAUGGUUGAUUUCCAAUGAAAAGGGGGCCACAGCCGAUAUUUCCGCUUUGGCUCAAUUACGAGGAGUCCAAAGUUGGCUGUUUAAUGUUUCUGGCAGUACCCAAGACUCGGGGUGGGGUAGGAGACUCAAAUCUAUUUCACACAAUGCACUAUUAGGUAAUGCAACGUUACCCUCUGCAGCAGUCUGUCUCCAAUCUCCGUUUCUGUUCCUUUUGGCUAAUGUUACAUCACAGAGGAUGCUUAAUUGCUCUAAUAUUACCUGUUACUUGUCUGAGUGUUGGAAUGGAUCCUGGCCUAUGGCAGUGGUUAUGAAAAUUCCAACUUUUGUCCCGAUCCCGGUUACUGCGGAUCCAGAGUCAUUUCCUAUUGUUGAACUGAUUAGAGCCCGUAGAGAUUUUGGAAUUACGGCAGCUAUAGUGACAGCUGUGGCGGUAUCUGCUGCUGCAGCAGUUACAGCUGGAGUAGCCAUGACCAGCCAGGUACAAACUGCUGCCACUAUUAAUCAGGUUAUUCAACAAACUUCCACCAUACUUGAGUCUCAAAGUAAAAUUAAUCAACACAUUUUAUCUGGGAUUCUGGCUGCUAAUCAAAGGAUAGAUCUGCUUCAAGCUCAAGUUGAGGAAUUGUCUGACCUAGUACAUUUGGGUUGUGUUGAUCAACGUGCACAUUUAUGUAUAACCUCUGUCAGAUUUAAUGAUUCCAGGAAUGCCUCCCGCAUCAUCGGAGAGUAUCUAUCCGGAACCUGGUCCAUGGAAGCAGAAAACUUGAUCCAGUCUCAACCAACUCAGAUUGCUGUUUUGAAUAGCUCCCGUGUCGAACCAGUGACUUUGGGUCAAUUCACCAGUUGGCUAUCCUCUGCCUUUUCCUUUUUUAAGGAAUGGGUGGGAGUGGGCAUUUUUGGUGCUAUGUGUUGCUUCGGUGUUGUGCUUUGUUUGUGGCUUCUCUGUCGCCUAAGAGCUCACCAUAGCCAAGAAAAGGCUAUGAUCGUCCAGGCUUUUGCAGCCCUAGAGAAUGGUAUCUCUCCACAAAUCUGGCUUGCACAUCUUAAACAGUGAUUUCUGGGCAGGGCCAUUGCACCCCAAGUUAGUUUCACAUUGCACUGGGAUUGGCAUGUCCUCUUCCUUAUUCUCUCCCAGUGCUGAAUAGCCCUUGCACUCUGCAGGUCUUGUUACCAUUGCACGCAGAUGGGUUUCAGGACUGGUCUUUCUUCUCGGCUACAGACUCUUUACCUUCCUCUGGGGUUUAGGGAUUGUGUUGCCAACUUAAAUUUUGUCAUUACUACCAGGCUACUUGUGUUAUCCUACUUCUCACCGUCGUCACGAUGCAGGAUGCGAGGCAAAGCACUGCACUUGAGUGAUCACUCAACGGACCUCAAGGAAAGCAUGUCCUAUUGCAUGCGGGUUUGAUGUCCACGCCCCGCCCUACGAAAAAAGGCGUCGGCUGAUAUGGGACCAGGUCUAGGGAAGGGCCCUCCUUAGGACUGAACCAUACACUGCAGCCACUUCUGCACAGUGGGAUAGGACCUCUACUUUCGCCUGCAUUGUUAUAUAAAAUAGAAGGGGGAACUGUGGUAAGCCAUUCUUAUAGACCGUGGCCACCAUUAGAAGAUGGCUCCGGCUUCCACUGUGGCCUGUGAUAAACAACUCCUUUUUUGGAGAGUUGGCGUGCAAUCCCUUACCACCCUAUGAGAGAGAUCCACGUGGCAGCUUGGGAUUGCUAUGCAGGAGGCUUUAUUAGGCUGUGCUUGGGCGCUCGGCGGGGGUCACUAGAAGAUGAUACUUGAAUCAAGGCCUGAAUAAACUGCUGAAAGAAGAAUCCUGUGUCGUGUUUUCCCUUGCCGGCGAGUGGUCGCGACAGGUAGAAAAUUUU
Messenger RNA from Marmota monax (woodchuck), 2789 nucleotides. RefSeq lists its product as uncharacterized. Gene Ontology annotation, molecular function: structural molecule activity. Lineage: Eukaryota; Metazoa; Chordata; Mammalia; Rodentia; Sciuridae. Bases 716 to 1975 code for a protein of 419 amino acids. The transcript is spliced from 2 exons. The record is from RefSeq and is a predicted model, not a curated record.